Messenger RNA from Darwinula stevensoni, 1181 nucleotides. NCBI's taxonomy places the organism in Eukaryota, Metazoa, Arthropoda, Ostracoda, Podocopida, Darwinulidae. The record is from the annotation of a GenBank genome assembly.
AUCGGGACUGGCAGGAGGCAAGGGCGCCAGGAGGCAAGGCCACCAGGAGGCAAGGCAGCAAGGGAGGGGAGCAUCGACAGUCAACAGGCAGAGACGCCAUUAAAAUGAGUGUUUUUCUCUUAUUCGUGUCCUUUGGGAUCGUCUAUCUCGUCCAGUUCUUCGUGAAGAAAAUCCUUCUUUGGUCGAAACUCCCUCCAGGUCCGUGGGGCGUGCCGCUUCUGGGCUCGGUCCCCUUCCUCGGCGGCGGACCCUUGCACCUGAAGCUGGACUCCCUGAGGAAGAAGCACGGGGACGUCUUCACCGUCGGCGUCUUCCACAAGGAGGUCGUGGUGCUGAGCGACUGGGAGUCGGUCCGGGACUUCUUCGGGAGGCUGGACUUUUCCGGUCGACCCGAUGCGCUUCUCUUUCGACAGGUCGCUCUCGGCAACAACGGGAUCGUAUCCUCGCAGGGGAGUCUGUGGCAAGAAAACCGUCGCUUCACCUUGCGGGUUUUGAGGGAUUUUGGCCUCGGGAAAAGGGAAGCCUUGGACUCCAUGAUCCAAGACGCCGCCCUCGGUCUCUGCCGAUCCCUGAGAGCGCGUCGGCACGAGCCGCAAGACUUCGGCCCGCAUCUCAACCUCGCCGUGCUCAACGUCAUCUGGAAGAUGACUGCGGACAAGCAGUUCGCUCACGACGACCCGAGGAUGCAGGACUUCAUGGACCGCGUCCUGGAAGUCCUAAACGACUCCAGCCUCCUCGGUCCCAUUCAGUGGGUCCCGGCGUUUGUCUACCUUUGGCCACCGGCGCUCAAGGCGUACCGGCGCGUCAAUCGCAACAUGGCUGCCAUUUCCCAAAUAUUCCUGAACGAGGUGGAAGAGCAUAAGAGAAAUCUUCCUUCGUCCGGCGGCUCCAAGGACUACAUCGACGCCUACCUCACCGAAAUGGCGCUGCAAAAGUCUCGAGGAGAAGUCAAUCCCAAUUUCACGGAAUUCCAACUGCGAGUGAAUAUUUCGGAUCUGUUCAUCGCCGGGAGCGAGUCGACAGCGACUGCCAUUCGCUGGAGCGUCCUGUUCCUCCUCUGCCACCCGGACGUUCAGGAGAAACUCCAGGCUGAAGUUGACAGCGUGGUCGGGCACGACAGACUUCCAUCGCUUCACGACCGGAACAGGUUCGAGCGGGAUGGAGGAUGGCAUCCUUCGUAG